AUGAGUUCGAGGAAUGGGGUGCAAGCAGAUAACAAACCCCAAAAUGGAAACAACAGUCGUCCUACUCUUUCUACUCCAGCGAAUACUGCACCUAAUCGCAAUGGAGGGGCUGCAAAUGCUACUCCGACACACAGAGGUGAUGUGAGGAGGAACACUGGACAGGUUCAUGUGAUGAACCAGACUGAGGCAAACACCAAGGGCAAUGUGGUCACCGAUAAUUUUUCUAGUCAUUCGAUGUCUUUUUAUGUGCUAUUUGAUUCUAGUGCUUCUCAUUCUUUUGUGUCUGGACCUCUUGUGAAAAAGUUAGGGUUAGAGAACUCUAAAACUUCUGAUAUAGACAUCUCUAUUCCUUCUGGUGUGAUCAUAACUUGUAAUAACUUGUAUCCAGAUGUCCCUAUUAUGUGUGGUAGUACCACCCUAGUAGCUGAUUUGAUAGUUUUUCCUUUGCAUGAUUUUGAUGUAAGUCUAGGGAUGGAUUGGCUUAGUAAGCAUAAAGCCAAGAUAGAUUAUUGUGAGAAACAAAAGGUGUAUGUAGUUGUUCCUAGUGGAGUCCGUAAGUUUUAUAGAGGGUAUUCUUUGAAAAUCGUUUCUGCUUUGACUCUAAAAUCCUAUUUGAGGAAGGGUUGUCCUAUGUGCUUGUGCCAUGUUCACGACACUAGUAAGGAAGAGCCACGUGUUGAAGAUGUUCUUAUUUCCAAUGAGUUUGUAGAUGUUUUUCCUGGUGAUAUUCCCGGCAUACCUCUGAGACGUGAUGUUGAGUUCAUUGUUGUCUUGAUGCCUGAAGCUGGACCUAUUUCUAAGCCUCCGUAUAGAAUGGCGCCUGCUGAAAUGAAUGAACCUAAGGCUCAGUUAGAAGAGUUGCUUGAUAAGGGCUACAUUCGGCCUAGUGUAUCUCCAUGGGUAUGCGUCUUGAAUGAUAUUCCUCCAGUUUUCAGAACUCGCUAUGGGCACUAUGAGUUUACUGUUAUGCCUUUUGGGUUGACUAAUGCGCCUACAGUGUUCAUGGACUUGAUGAAUCGAGUCUUCAGGCCGUACCUGGAUAAGUUUGUGGUGGUGUUCAUAGAUGAUAUACUGAUUUAUUCAAAAGAUGACAGUGAGCAUGAGGAGCAUCUUCGCACUAUUCUGCAGGUCCUGAGGGCGAACAAGUUGUAUGCUAAGUUCUCCAAGUGUGAAUUUUGGCUGGAGAAAGUUGCUUUUCUUGGUCAUAUCAUUUCUAGAGAGGGUGUCUCAGUUAAUCCAGCAAAUAUCCAAAUUUUGAAGGAGCGUCUCACCACAGCUCCUGUGUUGACUUUACUUGAUGGUAACCUUGAGUACGAAGUGUUCACAGAUGUUUCGAAGCAUGGUCUUGGUUGUGUGCUUAUGCAGGAUAAAAAGGUUUUUGAUUACGCUUCUAGACAACUGAAGAACCAUGAGUUGAAUUACCCAACGCAUGAUCUUGAAUUGGCAGAUGUUGUUUUUGCACUUAAGAUCUGGUAUCAUUAUCUUCUUAGCACAUCAUUCAAGAUAUUUUUGGACCAUAAGAGUCUGAAAUACAUCUUCACUCAGAGAGAGCUAAACAUGAGGCAGAGGAGAUGGUUGGAACUGAUAAAGGAUUAUGAUAUGGAGAUUCAAUACCAUGAGGGUAAGGCCAACGUUGUUGCAGAUGCACUUAAGUAG
Beta vulgaris subsp. vulgaris (sugar beet) is the source of this 1656-nucleotide messenger RNA. RefSeq lists its product as uncharacterized. The record is from RefSeq and is a predicted model, not a curated record. The transcript has 3 exons. NCBI's taxonomy places the organism in Eukaryota, Viridiplantae, Streptophyta, Magnoliopsida, Caryophyllales, Amaranthaceae. The coding region runs from base 1 to 1656 and encodes 551 amino acids.